This is a messenger RNA of Vollenhovia emeryi, 5465 nucleotides long. It is a transcript of the gene su(sable), whose product is annotated as protein suppressor of sable. Gene Ontology annotation, molecular function: metal ion binding; RNA binding. The record is from RefSeq and is a predicted model, not a curated record. The transcript has 8 exons. Gene Ontology annotation, cellular component: nucleus. Lineage: Eukaryota; Metazoa; Arthropoda; Insecta; Hymenoptera; Formicidae. Gene Ontology annotation, biological process: negative regulation of DNA-templated transcription. Bases 1699 to 5214 code for a protein of 1171 amino acids.
GAAUAUUGUAAAAGGAUUCUGCGCAUGUUCACUCAACCAAAACGUGUGUUAAUAUAACCAAAUUUUCCAACUAAAUUUUGUUUCAUUCAACAAAAUGGGUCUCUCAGUGUACACUGUGUUCAGUCAUAAUAAAGAAUGUAUUUAUUGCCUACAAAGUAGAAUGUUUCUAGACGCAAAAAACACGUUGAAGAUUAGGCUUCAUAGGCACGCGUGUUCGUUGCCGCGCAAAUCUAGCGAAUCGCUUCUCCUUUUCGAGAGAAAAGCCUGAUCUACGAUGUGCUUGCAUCAAAAAAUAUUCCAUUUUAUAUAAGCAAAUCAAAACGCUUAAAAAGUGUGUCGACAAUGUUCGGCCGUGUACAAUUUAUCAACUUGCAAAGGCUUUUUAAACGUAUUUAUUAGCUACAGGAUAAAGUGUUGCUGGACGUUAAGUGCACGUUGUAGAUCAGGGGCUCGAUUCUUGAAAUCAUCCGAUAGAGAAAAACGUGUGCGGCAGCCAAGCGACCGCAUCAGUAGACGCAGUUUAAUCAUUUAAUGAUCAUAUUCUUUAUUAUGGCUGAACAUAAUGUACCAAUCCAGUGUUUAUCUUUCGUCUUCUAAUGAAGGAAAAAUUCCAAUGUAGAGGAAGAAAUACGUAUGCAUACAUAUUUUCUAUAAAACGAUAAUGUUGUUCGAAUGAAACGACAAUAUCGUUUAGAUUAAAGAGAAUAUUCCUUUUGUUUCAAACAAAUAUUUUAUUUCUGACAAAGAUAUAUGUAUAUAUAUAUAUUAUUUCUAAUUCAAACAUUGAUUUGUUUCGACCAUUCCAAGUAUCAAAUUUCUUCGGAUACAAUAAAAUUUAUUAAAUUCAAAGAAAUCGUUCUCUCCGUGCACGUUUCUUCUCUGAAUGAAUUCAAGACUCGAGCUCCAGGCUGAAAGAUCCGGGGAGUCGAGACCGCGAGUGCGUUCCCCAAAUUACGCAAAAGCUAUGUUGCCGCCCACGCCUCGCGUCAUCAACGGACAAGACAGAAAUCGACAGCCUCCGCGUUGCCGGAAAUCGGGAGCAUCGCCAUUACGUCGCCAUCCUCGGGUAUCGCGAUCGCGUCGCAUUUUCCCCUUCGUGCAUCCGCACGACCGAGGUCGUGCGCGCGCGCGCAUUCACGCGGAGCCGUGAUUCUCAGUUUGGUAGCCGCGCGCGCGCGCACCUCGCCCGCUUUCCCGCCGUAUCUCGGCUCGGAUCGAUCCGGGUGCCCGACGUGUCGCUUCGCCGAACGUCGCGUAACCCCGUAAAGCCCCGACGGGGUUUCGGGCCGGCGUCCUCCUUUCCUUCCGCGACGGCUCGAUGUUUUCGGCACGACCAGUAACCGCGGCGCGCCGCCACGUUCCAGCCCAAGCGCGCUCCGAGCCUUCCCCCUCCCGCGGCGGAACGAGAGAGGCAGAGAGAGAGAGAGAGAGAGUCCUCUCCGCGCGACGUAUAUAGUCCGCCGACCUGUUCAAUGACUGCUUGCGCUAUCAAUUUGACCUUGGCGACAAUCGCGAGUCCGUCCUCAUGAAUUCGCCCCGGCGUCAUUUUUAGCCCGCCGCGGCGCACGCAGGCAGACAGAGGCACGCACGCACGUACGAAACGCACGCACACGCUCCACCACCAUCACUACCAACCACCACCACCACCACCACCAUACACUCGUGAUAUAGUCCGAGACAAGGCUAUUAUGAAUUACGAUGAGCAGCCACGAUAACGAUUUGGAGGAUGGAGAAAUCCCAUCGGACGAGGACGACGAGCCAGUCAUCCGUGCGGCGAAUGACGCACCGGAGGCUCCCAAGCCAGCACCAAAGCCAGACUCUGCGAAGAAUAAGAAUUUUGAUGCAAAGUUCAACAAGAACAAAAAGCCACAGGCUGCACAGGCAGCUGGUAAGCACGAUCGGUUCUUGAAGUACAAGGGCCCGACCGAGGACUGGGCUGGAGAUGUCGAGAAGGCUAUUAAGGCUGCGAUGGAGGAGGACAGCAGCAAGAGUCAGGAGCCCAAGGCGAAGAACAAGAACAACAGGAACAAAGUUAGGAAAAGGAUACGCGAGGAGAGAGAGGAGGAUCGUGGUAAAGAGCAGAAGAAGCGAAAAUUGAGCGAUGACGAGAACACGAAUGAGGAUGAAGACGAGAUGCUGUUCGUACGGGGGGCUUCGCCCAUCAGGAAGGACGCCCAAGAGAACAAUUCUCCCAGGCGUACGAACGAGCAUGAGAAUUUUGACACCAAUGCGGAAUUCGAGGAAAGGCCCAACAUAAACCGACACAGAGAAAACGAGAGCAAACGCGGUGCCGGACGUGGAGGAGGAGGGCGUCGCGGUGGCAAGAACGAACGCGGUAAGAACAAGACCCGGGGCCAGCUUCGAAAUGACCGAAAUGGUCGUCGUCCGCAGAACAACGAUCACGCGCAGGAAAUGGACACGAUAUGCGUAUAUUAUAUGCAAGGAAAGUGUCACAGAGGGGACGAGUGUCCAUUCUCGCAUAACGCGUUGCCACCUAGAAAAAUGGAGUUGUGCAAGUUCUAUCUUAUGGAUUGUUGUGCGAAACGAGACAAGUGCCUCUACAUGCAUCAUGAUUUUCCUUGCAAGUUCUUCCAUACUGGUUUAAAGUGCAAUCAGGGUGACAAUUGUAAAUUCUCUCAUCAACCUUUGAACGAGCAGGUAAAAGGUAUUCUUUUGAAACACUUGGAAACCGCACCGAAGGAAAUUCUUGGCGAUUUUCCAAGGUUAAGUAGAGAGGGUGCGAUGUUAAUGAUAAAUAACACAGCACGUUCUCUGGCUCAAGGUCAAGAUACAACGAAUCAAAAGAUUCCUAGUCUCUUCGAAUUGAAUUUAUCAGUACCUGGAGAAAAGACCGAUGAAAAAGAAGAGAAAGACGAACAAACGAAUCAGCAAAAAGCUAAUAUGAGAGAAAGAAAACCUUCUGGAAAGAAGACGCGAUGGGGCUCGGACGAGGAUAGAGUUCCUUAUGAGCAGGUUAUGCUAUUGCAGUCAGCAAAUGAGCUUGGUCUUCAACUUCCAAACGCUGCGUUAGGUUUAGCCAUACAGCAGCAAAAACAGCAGCAAAUAGUUGCAGCGCCUUUAGAUUUUUAUACCGAAAAACCUGCAGAGUCAAACAAAACUGAAACGACGAGAGAAAAUCUUGCGAAGAAUGUGGAAAAGGAAGACGACAUAGUGGAUGAGCAGAGAAAGCGAAAAGAUGUUGACUUGAGGCAGCUAUUGAAUGCAAAGAAACCACCACCCGUUUAUAGUAUAGCUGAUAAAGUAGCGAGUCUCACGAGAAAUAAACACGAUGACGAGAGUGAUCAAGAUGAGGAAUCGGAACUCGUUAUUGAAGUGCCAACCGAAGAUGAGGACAAGGAAAAAGGAAAGCUCUUUGGUAGCGAACUAAGCGAACAAUGUCAGGAUACCUCUCUAGAUGAACACGAGACGGUGCCGCCCAACUUGCCAAAGAAGGCGCAAGAAUUGUUUAUGCGAAUACAGCAGCAGCAACGCGCGGCUCAGGACAGUUUGAAAAAUAUGGACAACGAUUCCGACGCACCUAAUCCCGAUCAGAUAAUUGAAGAUUGGUAUUCGGAUGACGAGGAUGAUGAUGACGAUGACGACGAGGGGGGUAAUCUUACUAUAGUGGAUAGUUCGAAAGACGAGAUCGAGCCAGUCGAGAAGACACAAAAUGUCGUUAUCAAGGAGGAAUUCCAGCCUGCGACAUCAGUAUCCAACGUACCUCAGCCGGCCGCUAUUGUGGAUAAAUUAGGUGAUCUCAGCAAAAUCGAUAUCAGCGCCGAGGUAUCCAAGUUGCUUUCCACCCUGAAGGCUCAGAGCUCCACGGGCAGCAAGACGCAGCAAGCAGCAACCUCGAAUCAAGACGUGUCGAAGGCUAAAUCGGCACAAGAUACGAAGACGGAUAGCGAGACGUCGAGUCCGAGGCGAUCACCAGGUCCGAGUUCGGCAACUGUGUCUGUGUCCAGGGAUCCACGAAUGUCUCGGGAUCCUAGGCAACGACGAGAGGUCGAGCAAAAGCCAAGCAGUCCUAGCAUAUCUUCCGACGCGAAGAGGGAGUCGCAGAAGCCUCUCAGGCUGGAGACAAGCAUCUACAGUUCCGGCAUCACCGCGGUGGACGCGAACAUGGACACCGAUCUCCGUACGAGAGCGGAUCAAGAUCUCAGGCGGCAGGACAUGGACUUCCGACAGCGUUUCCAAUCCGGCGACUUUGGCGACACGGAUCUACGCGUCAAGUCUGACGUGGAUCUGCGGCAGAUACUGAGCCUGCCGUUCAAGCCGGCGCCCUCGCACAUACCGUGCACCGAGAUCGACGCGAGUAUCGCGUCGCAUCCGCCGAUAGUGUACAAGGUCUAUGUGGUCGACAUACCCAGGCCGGAUUACACCGGUCUCAAGUUAACGAAGAAUGACGCACAGGUCAAGUACGAUCCGCGCCUCCGCAAGAUCUUCCGUAUUUCCAAGCCGGAACAACUGGCUGACUCGCCGAUGUCGCCGCCGCCGCAAAUCAAGCAGGACACACCAAAGUCGCCGCCGCAAUGCGUCCGCUCGGAUCCGCGACGGAAGACUCUCGAGGCGGCGGCUUCCAGUCAGCAGUCAUCCUCGCAGAACACGGCCAAUGCUUCGAUGAUGUCGAAAGGGAUGCAACCGAUGGAGCCAAUGGGACCUAAUAUGGGUCUUGGUGGGAUGCAGGUGAGACCUGGCAUGCCUGGAGGUCCGCUGCCCGGUGGACCCGGCAUACCCGGUCCGCCUCAGGGUAUGAUGGGUCCCCCGAUGGGUCCGAACCAUCCGAUGGGCAUGGGUAACAUGGGUCCGAUGAGGCCUAUGAUGCCGCCGCAGAAUAUGCCGCCCAUGGGCAUGCCGCACGGUCCGGGGAUGGGCAUGAACGGGCCCCCCGGUCCGAUGCCACCUCAGGGUCAGAUGAAUUUCGACCCACGUUUCAACGCGCAGCGUAACAACGGGGCCGGGCUGUUGGGCCCUGGACCACCGGGUAACUUUGGCCCGGACAAUUACGAAGGAGGGCCACCUUAUCCCUGCGGUGGUAACUUCAAUAAUUUUGGACCCGGUGGUAGUGGCGGCGGUGAUCCAUUCGGUCCGAACGGAUCGAACGGGCCCAACUUUGGCCCCCCGAUGGGAGGUGACGACUGGGGCAGCAGACAACGCGGCGGCCGUAUCCGCCGGAGAAAUCGCAGCAGGACCAAUAUGGUGACCAAUAAUUAAAAGGUGUAUUUAGGGGAAAUAAACUGUGAGCACCUGAUGAUGAUAAUUCUCACGGGCGAUAGAGUUCGCGUGCAUUUACGCCUACACGCAGUGCACUCAGAAGCAUACUUUGAAGUCUUUCCAAUUUAUUUCCAUGGUACGAUAUCGAGACAUUUUCUUACAUAGAUCUACAGAUCUAUUAUGAAUUUGUGAAAAUAUUCACAUGUAAAUAUUUAUAAAUACCCUUUACAAGAAAUUAUUAUUCUAUCUAU